UCCGCGCCCGCUGUUGUCGGGCAGGCUGGUCUCCCGGGCCGGACGCGCGGUGCAUUCUGGUCUCUCGGCGGUCGGUGGCCAUGGGGAGCGAUUUCUACCUGCGCUAUUAUGUGGGGCACAAGGGGAAAUUCGGCCACGAGUUCCUGGAGUUCGAGUUCCGGCCGGACGGAGGUUCUAAACUGCACCUGGUAUGUUUGGGUACCAGUCGUGAUGGGGUACUAUUAACAAUCUUGGCACUAUGGCUUUUUUUUAUGGAUUUAGUUUUAGAAACUACUCUUAAAAACUUGAAAACUAAUGUUUGUUUUUUGUCCUUUAGGGAUCCGGAAGGGUUACGAGUGUUUUACUAUCUGGUGCAGGACCUUAAGUGUCUAGUCUUCAGUCUCAUUGGAUUACAUUUCAAGAUUAAGCCAAUUUAAAUUGUAUAAUUUUGAGUUUGUAUUGUAAUGUUGCAAGGGGUGGGACACUUUCAUUCCUUAUCUCUUCUUGGAUAGAACUUUUAUGUAUGUUUAGAAUUUUUUUUUACAAACUGUAAGUGAAUGUCUUUAAUAAAAAUGGUGAAACCUGUAUUUUUUUAAUUUAAAAGUUGUCCAUGUAAUCGAGGUCUCAAUCUCUGAACACCGUUUACUUUCAUUACUGUAUAUCCAAGAUGAGUGGCUUUGAGUUCCUGUAGAUCAGUUCAAUAUCUAGUUUUAGAAAAAACAAUAUUUUAACUGUUCUAUCCAUAUAGCACUCCGGGGCAGAACAAAUGAAGUUCUAUAGAUCCCUGGAAUUAAAACUCUUGUCAGAGCUCUUAAGAUAAGUUUGUGUCCCAAUCUUUAAAUGGAUGCUUUGAACAUCAGUUAAUGAUCAGAUAAGAACUGAAGCCCUGGUUCUGUGCUGGCUUUGUUUUAGCUGUCUCAGUGAUUGACACGCUAUCAAAACUGACACUUUUUCCUGAUACCUGCUCUUAAACCUCUGAAUGGAAGCUUUAAAAGAUUAUUUGCUUUUUACGUGAAGGAUUGAUAAUCUAUUUCUUAAAUAUGGAUCAAUCUCCUUUUCUGUAUUGUUCAAAUUCUUAUUAUCUUAAAAAUAUUUUUAAAAUACUCUUAUAUCCCCCAUAAGUCUGCAGAAUUCAUUUGCUAAGGAUAUAAUUGUAAACAUGUGACACAGUAGCCCAGUUUGAGGUAACUUUGCCCAUGCAAACAAAGUAUAUUUUAGGCAAAUUAUAAUAUGACCAUACAUGUGGGGAAUAUAAAUGUUUGUCUAGUUACAUCAAGUAUUUUAGGUUGAAAAUGUGACUAUCUUUACAUCUGUUUCUCAGGUGGUAAAUCAGCUGCAUGUAUUUUAAAAUUAUCCUUUUAAAAAAUAUAUUUGAAAUCUAUGUAAACAUUAAGAUGGCCUACUGUGUAAAGAAGGGUGUUUAAAAGAACCAUCCUAUUUUUGUUUUAGACAUCAUGUUUUGUAUUUUUAUAUACACUAAAAUAAGUUUUGCAUA
This is a messenger RNA of Terrapene triunguis (Three-toed box turtle), 1474 nucleotides long. RefSeq names its product protein mago nashi homolog 1-like. NCBI's taxonomy places the organism in Eukaryota, Metazoa, Chordata, Testudines, Emydidae. Gene Ontology annotation, biological process: RNA splicing. The coding region runs from base 81 to 416 and encodes 111 amino acids. The record is from RefSeq and is a predicted model, not a curated record. Gene Ontology annotation, cellular component: nucleus; catalytic step 2 spliceosome; exon-exon junction complex. The transcript has 3 exons.